GCAAGGGAGUGAGCGUACUGUGGACGACACGUACUGCAAUCAGACGAUAAGGUCUGACAGGCGACCAGAAGGAGACGAAGAGAUAGGGAGAUGGUUACAGACCCCGGCGAGGAGAGGCCAACGAGAAUGGAUGGAAAUGACAUGUUUGCAGUCUACAUAUAUUAAACAAAAACUGUGAGUUCUGCAACUCGCUAACUGUAAUUUUUGGAAACGCCAAAUCUUCACAGGACCGGGCAUUCACUGAUGGUUGGCACCAUGCUUCCUCGCAGUAUGCGUACCACUGUUAUGGACCUGCCAGGGGUGGGGCCAAGGGAUGUGCCCCUGAUUGGCUAUCGGCCUUUGCAGCCUGAGACUGACAACUCCAGUGGUGAACCCGGGAAACAAGCAGACAACAGGCAGUUGGAUGCGCAACAGACAUGAUGGAGGUAGCAGAGUGCCUAACUGAAUCUGCGCUGAACAUCUCACUCAGUUCAACCUUAAACACAGCAAACUACAGAAACCUGGGGAUGGCGUUGGAGUACAGGCUUGGAGAGGGAAUGGGGGGUGGAUUCUUCACCAAUGAAGACAACAUGGUACUGCCCACUGGACAUGUCAUCAGUGUCAGAAAAGCAGGAGGAUGGGGUGAUCUACACAGUCAAACAGCAGAAUGUCUCCCCCACCUGUCCAGCGCCAAUGACCUCGCGUUCUCAGUGCGUGAAAGCAGGGACUGAAGAGAAGCUGGUCCGUCACCUCCUGCACUCCUUCUCCAUGGGGGACUCCUCUUAUGUCUCUAUAUUCCUCUCCACCUACCGUUCCUUCACCUCCACACAGAGAGUGCUGGAUAUUCUCACUGACAGACUGGAGCAUCCACCCGGGGAGAACAGACAGAGCCAGAGCAGACUGGCCUUCAACAUGGCAGUGUGUUCAGUCUUCAGCGCAUGGCUGGCUGAGUAUCCCGAGGACUUCCGCUCCCUCUCAGAUCCAGCCCCCAUCCUCCGUCUCGUCCCCCUCCUCCCCACAGACUCCUCUGGGUCAGAGGUCAAAGGUCGGUUACUGCAAAUCGCUGAAGAACUGAGUGAGAAGACACUGCUGUGUGACUCUCCUACAGAUAGCAUCACCUCUGUGUUCACGCCCACUGACCCUGCCAAGUUUGAUGCCACCAACAUUCUGGGCUUUCCUGGUCAGAUGAUUGCCGAGCAGCUGACCAUGAUAGAGACGGAGCUCUUUGUGCGUCUGGUUCCCUACCACUGCCUGGGCUCUCUGUGGUCCCAGCGGGAUAAGAAGGGGAGAGAGGGGCUCUGCUGGUCCGUCCGGGCUACGGUGCGGCAGUUUAACCGGCUGGCCAACGCCGUGACGGCCUCCUGCCUGUGGAACACGGGCCUGCGGACCCAACAGAGGGCCCGGCUCUUGGAGAAGUGGAUCCGUGUUGCAGAGGAGUGUCGUGCCAGGAAGAACUUCUCUUCGCUAUACGCCAUUGUGUCUGCCCUGCAGAGCAACCCCCUUCACCGGCUGAGAAGCACCUGGGCAGAGACAGACAGGGAGGCCGUGAGAAGGUAUGAGGAGCUGUCAGACAUCUUUUCUGAGAAAGACAACUACUCCCAUAGCCGCGAGCUGCUCAAAGAGGAGGGCACAUCAAAAUUUGCUAACUUGGACACUAAGAUAAACCACGGAAGGCAAGUCGGGUCUGUGGUUCAGGGUACUGUCCCCUACUUGGGCAUGUUUCUCACAGACCUCACCAUGCUGGACGCAGCAGUUAAAGACCGACUGGAGAAUGGCUAUGUCAACUUUGACAAACGAAGACGGGAAUUUGAAGUUUUAGCUCAAAUAAAACUCCUGCAGUCCUCUUGUAAAAAUUGCUCUUUCAUCCGUGAUGAGGCUUUUCUACAGUGGUACCAUAGUGUGCCCACUUUGAGUGAGGAGGAGAGCUACAGACUAUCCAAUCAGAUUGAAGGGCUGUCUGAAUCAAGCCUUACUCGUGGCUUGAAUCCUACAGUUGUAAUCACGAGCUGCCCAGACAUUCUCCCAUCAGAGACCAGCCCUGCCUUUGAGAAUGAAGGGCUUUUUGAACUUCCUUCACCUGUCAAUCACCUGCUUUCUAAACUUGCCAAGCACAUGAAAUCACCCUCGGUUUCCUGUCUCGAUGUGGAUUCCUCCCCAUCAUCCACUGAUCAAACCCCUUCCACAUUGACCCCGUCCACCAACGUCGUCAAAUCACAUCGUCGCUCUGUUUCCUGUGGCAACACUCCAGCCAAAAACAGCCAAGGGGCUGGGCCUGAUAUGCGAAUCAUCAGGAUACGAAUGGACAUUGAAGAUGGAAAUUUAUAUCGCAGUAUACUGGUGACAAGCAAUGACAAGACUCCGUCUAUAAUCAGCGCUGCCUUGGUAAAGCACAACCAGGACCCCAAAGAAGCCUGCCGAUAUGAGCUGAUCCAACUGUUGCCUGAUGGAAAAGAGCUGACAAUACCGGCCACAGGAAAUGUAUUCUACGCUAUGACAUCCUCCAGUGUGGACUUCGAGUUGAGAAGGCAGGGAAUGACCACACCUCUUGGCUCUCAUUCGUUCAGUAGUGAGACCAGUGCCACCUUCCCACGAAUCAAAGCAAAGGGACGGAGACUGGUCAGGACACUCUUUUGACAUCAUCUGUCUUUUGUAACCCCAAUUAAACACCAAGCAUCACUGCAAAUCGCACAGCUUCUAAAGGAGGUUCUGGCAGAACUUUGAAGCAAUGCAGUCUUCCUCUCCUGUUCAUCUAAACUGAUUUUUGCUGUGUUUUGAGAGUUCCUGGUGAUUGAAAUGUCUCCUUCAGCUCAUCACUCAAUUCGUGAAGGGCUGAUUAACAUGUGUUACUUCUGUCAGAUGUGACACCAACAAAGACCAUAAAUGAUUCCUUUCCAUAAUGGAGUCAGGUAAAUGACCCAAGAAUGUAAACACUCCCUGUGGGAAAAAAAAAGUAUUCACUGGUCUAUGUGUGCUGGUUUUAUGUGCUGCACUGACCUAAAUACAGUCAUGGAUGAAUGCAAAACUUUGGCACACCCAAAAGAAAUCACACACCGGCCUGUAUAGAUGGCAGGUGGUCCUGGAGUUCUGUUUCUCAGGGAACAUUAUAUUCAUAUAAGAUGUGAGUAAUUUUUUCCCCCACAAAUAAGAUCAGUAGUAAAGUUGAGCCUAAGGUACCCGAAUCUGGGCUUCUGGGCACAAAUCUCAGGUGAGACACUGGCAUUGUGCACUUGAGAAAGGUACUUCAGCGAUUACCUUAAUAUAAAAUUUGUAAGCAUUGAAUACAGGUUGUAAAUUCAUAAAAGUAUAUUUAAAAAAUGGUUUUAAGUCUGUGCAGCUUAAACCACAACCUCAUCAUACCAAGUAAUCACAAUUUCUAAGUCUUAAUUUGUGAUUGAGAUAAAGAGAAAUGGCAUCAUCUGCUAGGUGAUAUUUUUCAUUUGUGGGUGAGUCAGUCAGUCAGUGUCUUGAGAUUGUAGGAAAUGCAGGGAAUGUCACACAACUGACAAAGUGCUGAGUAUGACUUGCAUUGUGAUAUUGAGUUAUAUGUUCUCUUGACAGACUUGGAAAAUGUAUUCCAAAGACAAGCAUUUUAUUUUUAUAACACUGUAAUACACUAGGAUUGUUUGUUUGAUAUUUAUGUAAUUAUAUUGUAUAUAUAAGAUUAUUGAACUGUGCAGGUGACAUGCAAAAUCAGUUUACAUUUCUUAAAGAGCAGUCUGUCAGGAAUGUGGAUCAAAUCAUUUGGAUGACAUUGAUAUUUCCAUUCAUAGCACUGUUAUAAUACUGUUACUGUAUUUUCAAAGGUUUAUCUUUGAGCCACUGUGAUUGGUAGAUUGUGAUAUGGGUGAUUAACAUUGUAAUGCAGUGUACUACAGUGCAGACCAUGUCCAAGAAAACAAACUGGAUAGAUUCUGAAAGUGUGUCACCUUGGACGAAAUAGCCAUGUCAAAGUUGCCAUCAUUUAUGGCAUGGCUGCCAGUAUGUUAUUGCAUGGACAUAUUUUUGACACAGCCCAAAUAAGUAAAUGAUUAUGUACUAGGUGGUCUGUACAUAUCAAGUAUUCAAAAGAUUACAGGACAUAUUGAUAACCACAAGUCAGUACAUUUAAGCAGCCAAUAUAUAUUUUUUAAUUCCAAGUGGUCAUAGAAAAGUACAAUAUAUUAAUUCUGGCAAAAUGCAUGAAAACAUUUCACACAGUCUAAUUCUAUAGGACUGAAUCAGCUUUAUAAUAGAGCCUACCAGUGGUUCCAUAGACACUAUUUCAUGUCCAUUGAUUUGUGGGUUAGGAAAUAAAUUCAGUUUUACAUUUAAAAGUAUCAUAAAUUAUUAAAAUAUAUUUUUUUAUUUGGCAGUAUCAUAGCAGUAUGUACCAGAUGAGCUCUUGUGAACCUUGAUUCCUCUGACAGUGCUGAUGAAGUUUCUGUAUUCUUGAAACUGAGGCAUGAAAAUGGAAGUAUAGGUGAUAGGAGUCAUCUUCUGGAAGGUAGACAGGCGUAUCAACCAGCUGUUUCAAGUGCCUUGCUGUCAGAUGGGCUUACCUCAUUGUGCUUUGAAAUUUACAGACUUCUUUAAGUUGUUUAUGUUGUCUUAUACUAUGUGUGUGUGUGUGGGGG
Conger conger (European conger) is the source of this 4592-nucleotide messenger RNA. It is a transcript of the gene rgl2, whose product is annotated as ral guanine nucleotide dissociation stimulator-like 2. Lineage: Eukaryota; Metazoa; Chordata; Actinopteri; Anguilliformes; Congridae. The transcript has 21 exons. Gene Ontology annotation, cellular component: plasma membrane. The coding region runs from base 559 to 2613 and encodes 684 amino acids. The record is from RefSeq and is a predicted model, not a curated record. Gene Ontology annotation, molecular function: guanyl-nucleotide exchange factor activity. Gene Ontology annotation, biological process: Ras protein signal transduction; positive regulation of GTPase activity.